Messenger RNA from Rhineura floridana, 1122 nucleotides. It is a transcript of the gene NMRK2, whose product is annotated as nicotinamide riboside kinase 2. Bases 170 to 772 code for a protein of 200 amino acids. The record is from RefSeq and is a predicted model, not a curated record. Lineage: Eukaryota; Metazoa; Chordata; Lepidosauria; Squamata; Rhineuridae. Gene Ontology annotation, cellular component: cytoplasm. The transcript has 8 exons.
GGGGUGUAUAAAUGACAGGCACACACGCUUUUUUUCCUGAAUGAAAUAGUUGAGCAGAGCAAGAGAAAGAUUAGGCGAGAAGAACUUCUCUUUUCGUUGUUUCCCACCCUUCAAGCUUCUCAUUCCCUGCAUUCCUGCUUAAGCAGCAACCACAAGAAAACCCAGGAAGAUGAAAUACAUCAUUGGGAUAGGAGGCGUGACCAAUGGUGGCAAAACCACUUUGACCAAUAGACUUAUCAAAGCCCUUCCAAACUGUUGCGUUGUCCAUCAGGAUGACUUCUUCAAGCCACAAGAUCAAAUACAAGUCGGGGAAGACGGCUUUAAACAAUGGGAUGUGUUGGCUUCUCUGGAUAUGGACGCAAUGGUGAGCACUGUACAUGCAUGGAUUGAGAAUCCAGUGAAGUUUGCCCGAUCCCAUGGAGUGAGUGUUUCCUGUGGAUCAAAGGUGCCCAGUUCCGCUGAUAUUCACAUACUGAUUGUUGAAGGGUUCCUGCUAUACAACUACAGACCGCUGAUUGACUUGUUUGACAAACGCUACUACUUAGUGGUUCCAUAUGAUGAAUGCAAGUGGAGAAGAAGUACACGUAAAUAUACAGUACCUGACCCUCCUGGUCUCUUUGACGGUCACGUGUGGCCCAUGUAUCUUAAGCACAGGAAAGAAAUGGAGGCCAGCAAUGUUGACGUGGUUUAUCUGGAUGGGCUGAAGUCCAAAGAUGAUCUUUAUAUGGAAGUGUUUGAAAAUAUACAGAACAAGCUUUUAAAUUGUUCAUAGGAUCAGUGGAAAACUGAAAGAUCCAUGUACAAAUCUGAUGUAAAUACUAUUUUGGAUAUUUACGGAAACAUGUAGGGUUAAGUAAAAUGCCCUUCCGACACUGUCCUUUGGAAAAUAACUUUAUGUAUAUAAUUGAAAGUUAAGGUAGUUUAUUUACAGCUCAACCAUGGGCAGUUUUUUUUUAUUUCCUUAUUUUAUAUUCCAUUGGUUUAAAUGUGUAUGUUUUAAAAAUGCAUUUUUAUAAUGGAAUGCUUAGAUGAAGUCUGUAAAAUACCAUUGUUUGUAGCUUUGUAUCGAUAGUUUGCUUGUAUAACAUCACACUGUACACUCAGUAAAGAAACAUUUAAACA